This is a messenger RNA of Spea bombifrons (plains spadefoot toad), 1425 nucleotides long. It is a transcript of the gene TMEM215, whose product is annotated as transmembrane protein 215. Bases 349 to 1026 code for a protein of 225 amino acids. The record is from RefSeq and is a predicted model, not a curated record. Lineage: Eukaryota; Metazoa; Chordata; Amphibia; Anura; Pelobatidae. The transcript has a single exon.
UUGAACACACGGAGAAUUUCACUGUUCUGGCAUCCGAAAUUACAGCAUAAGACUCCCAGUGGACAUCAAUGUUAGGAUCGCAUCUGCUCCAGGAGCAAUGUUCGCACAGAAGAAUAAUCUAUCGCAUUCAGGAGUUAUUAUUGUUGUCUUUAGGCUGCCCUACAUGGGAAUAAAAGAAUUCUAAGAGGCUCCAGCUUGGUGCCUUCUGUGCAACCAGCAGAGAAACUGGAAAUUAUUUGCUUCUUACAGAGUCAAGACUACGUUACUUUCUUUACGGAUAAGAAUAACAAGGAACAAGGGCUCUCAAUGUACCUGUGAUCAAAAAGCACUGUCUAAUGGUAUAAAGAGAUGAGACCAGAUGAUAUCAACCCUCGUACAGGACUAGUGGUGGCUUUGAUGAGCAUAUUUCUUGUUUUUGGUUUUAUGUUUACUGUUUCUGGGUUCAAAGGAGAGACUCUGGGCUCCAUUCCUCUUAUUGCUAUAGGCCCAGCUAUUUUUCUCCCUGGAGCAGCUGCAAUUGCAAUUACGAGGAGAACCGAAGGCUGUUCCAAGUGGCCCUACAAACGAUACUCCUGCUGCAAGAAAACAAAGGAUAAAGAAGAUGUUGAGCUUUUAAAGACCCCAUCGGAAAUGGAGUCUGGAAAAGGGAGCUCUAAUGAAUUGGACAAAAAAGGAGAGUCAAAGGAAAAAGGUGAGGAUGCUGAGUCUGGAAAAGUUGUCACUAUAGGGGAUGCCAGGACGCUCGGUAGUGGAGUGGAAGAAGAUGUGGUAGUCAAGUAUCUGGAACAAUGUUAUUCCAAAAACACAUUACCAGGUGGAGGGGGGAGCCAUAACAUCUGUUCUGUUUUUGAUAAGACAUGUUCUUCGGACAGAGUCAUUUACACUGCUACAGAUGAGAAAGUUACUUUUGAUCCUAGGGAUAAGGAUGCCAGUGUCUGUCCUCAAAAAGAGGGCAGUCCCAACAAAAUGUAUUGCUGUUACGUAAAACCCACGGAAUUGAAAUGGGACCAAGAGACUGUUGUUUAAAUCUUUACAAACAAACCUUUUUUUAAACGGAUUGCACUGCAUGGAGGUUCUGGGUCAUUGUUGAAAGCAGCCCAGAUACUUAUGUUAACAACCUUUUUUCUCAAAUGUUAUUACUAUGGACCAGCAUGUUAAGAGCGACUUAUUCGUUUCUACCGACUUGGACCAAUUAUGUCAUCUUUCAAUAUAGUGCCUUGAUAUGGAUCAGAACCAGGACCACAGGACAUGUGUAUUGAAUGUUACAGACGACACAAAUGUAGAGAUAGAAGCUGAGGCAAAUUGAUGAGAUGAGAAACUCGUGAGAUAUAUCUUGUCUUCUAGUAAGGGCCAUUUCUUUAAUAAAACAUAUAUGACCCAAAACCUAAGGUUACACAUUGAUGACCAGUUGAACUGGAUGGAAGG